UUUUAGCCUUUAUUUCACUCCCCUCUCAUAACUUGCAAUUGCUGAAAUUGCUAAAAAAUAUAUAAUAUUUAUAUUUCUGUCGUGUCUGUGACACAUAGCCCAGACAUGGAAACUGCAGUGUAAGGAGCCAAUGUAUGUAAUGUUGCUGGGUUUCCUCACCCUCACGUGAAAAAUAGGCUCCACGUCGAAACUCUACAUAACUCGUGGCUGCAGCCCAGCUCGAGCUGCACAUGAGACCCGUGUCUCAGGCAGGCAGUGCGCAUGCUCUGACCUGUUCACAUGGGCGUCAAAAUGAAAAUCAACAGGUAACGAAACACAGGCAGUGUGAAACAGGCCUUAGGCCUAUGUGGACAGAUACAAACCGAGCUUUUUGAAAAUGAUGACGACAUGGCCCAAAUUUUAUCCAAUUACCUUUCAUUUGCUGAGAAGCUUCAGGCUAAGCUCCGCCUUCCAUAUUUUUGAAAAACAUUGUUUUAAAAACGACAUCCUAGUAUUUGAACUAUGGUUAAAAAAAAUGGUCUCUGUGGUGUUCUGUGCCCUCCCUAACCUCUUAAGUGGCUAAGGCUCUAAGAAUAGCAUGAUCUUGCUCAGUUAGCAGUGGUGCAAAGUUUGUGGGGUAGCACUGGCAGAAGGGAGAAUGUACGACCAGCAAAACAUUUUCACACUUUUUGUCUGUAUGACCUCAUAUGUACAUAUUUGAUUUUUCAGGGGAAAAUACCUUUAAUCUCAAUUCUCAUUUUAUUUCAGGCACUUGGUAGAAGCCGCUCUCUCUGUCUGCCCAGAAGAUCCAUGUCAUCUGUGUCUCCGCAGUCCCCUGUCUCCCCAUACACCAACCCGGGUCCGACGCGAACCCCGCUAGAGAGGCACACUUCUUGGGUAGAGAAACCCGUCAAGCCGCUCUCUCCCUGGGAGGCUGCUGCCAGGAACCCUCUGGGACUGGUGGAUGACGCCUUUGCUUUCCAAGGCAUUCCAGAUGCAUAUGCAGCAACGCACCGCAGGCCACUUCCGGAGCCCCCGCUGGAGUGGAAGCAGAGGGUUUCAUAUGAGCCUGUGGGGUACAGCCCACUGUCACUCCAGCCCCAGCCCCAGCCUGUGGGGUACAGCCCACUGUCACUCCAGCCCCAGCCCCAGCCUGUGGCUUCCCCCUCCAGAGCAGCACCUUUUUCCCCAUCGAUGCCAACUUUCUAUGGGCCACCCUUCAGGCCAGCUCAGCCUCUCACCGCCAACACCAGGUAUCAAGGGACUGGUUCACUACAAAGGAAAAGUAGGCAUUCUCUGCCGCCUCUGCGAGUGGGAAGGGUGAUGUAAUUGAUGAUUUGAUGUAGUAAGCGUUUGUCUGGUUUGCAGUGGUCCAACUGAAAUCUGAGACAGAGCUGUCAUCACUACCACUUCACACGUCAACAGCUUUAUGAACAAAAUGGCUUAGAGUCAAAAUGAGGUGCCAUAAUUAAAAUUAGACACAGAUGUUGAAUAUGAAGUUAAUAAGCAUAACUUGUAAAAUUACACUGGUUGAGCUAUAAUUGUGCAUGAUUCCUUGUGUUCAGCACUGAUAUAAGCAAG
Molecule: messenger RNA, 1560 nt
Organism: Clupea harengus (Atlantic herring)
Lineage: Eukaryota; Metazoa; Chordata; Actinopteri; Clupeiformes; Clupeidae
Product: leucine-rich repeat extensin-like protein 2
Exons: 1
Coding region: 790-1308 (172 amino acids)
Source: RefSeq, a predicted model, not a curated record